AUGCUCGGAGCCCGGCCCUGUGAGGUCGCGGGGCAGCACAAGUUGGAGGAGGCCCUGCUGUUUUCAGGUCAGUUCAUGGAUGUUUUGCAGGCCUUGGUUGACUGGUUGUACAAAGUGGAGCCUCAGCUGGCCGAGGAUCAGCCUGUACAUGGGGACCUCGACCUUGUCAUGAACCUCAUGGAUGCCCAUAAGGGCGCACAGCAUGGACUGGCGGUGGUGGCGCAUCUGCUGGAGCAGCGGGGACAGACGCACCUGGGGCGCUGCCCGGGAGCCUGCAAGAGCCAGGUAGUUGGGCGCUCCGGGAGGAGCGGACUGAACAGGAGUGACGCCCUGCCCACCAAGGCGGGGCCACUGGGUCCCACAGCUGGCGGAUCCAAGACACAGGAUCCACAGCCAGGAAAUGCAACCAAGGGAUCCCACGCCCCGCAGGAGGUCCAGAUUCCUGCUUUCCCCGGGAAGUUCGUCCAUCACCCACCCGCGGUAGCAUCUCGGUGUUGCCACCACCGGCGAUACCAGCCGCAACCCAAAGCCCCUUCCCGGGGCGGCCGGUUCCGCGGCCUUGGCCCCACCUCCACGCGCCGCGAAGGAGCCAAGGGCGCGGAUGCGCGCCGGGUGAGCGCCCCUCGGCCUGUCCGCAGAAACGCGCGCCGGGGCCUGUCUGGCUCCCGCCUGCCCGCGUCCGCGCCGCUCUUCAUGCUGGACCUCUACCACGCCAUGGCGGGCGACGACGACGAGGACGGCGGGCGCUCGGAGCGGGGCCUCGGCCGCGCCGACCUGGUCAUGAGCUUCGUCAACAUGGUGGAGCUCGACCACACCCUGGACCCCCAGGAGCCCCACUGGAAGGAGUUCCGGUUUGACCUGACCCAGAUCCCGGCGGGGGAGGUGGUCACAGCCACAGAGCUCCGGAUUUAUAAGCUGCCCAGCCUGCACCAGAGCAACAAGACCCUCCACAUCAGCAUGUUCGCGGUCGUCGAGGAGCAGUCCAACAGGGAGUCUGACUUGUUCUUUUUGGAUCUUCAGAUACUCCGAGUUGGGGACGAGGGCUGGCUGGUGAUGGAUAUCACAGUAAUCAGUGACCACUGGUUGUUGAACAGUAACAAGGACCUUGGGCUCACAAGGGCACAGCAUGGAUCCCGGCCUGGCUGGGCUGCUGGGGCAACAGAUGCCACACUCCAAACAGCCUUUCAUGGUCACUUUCUUCAAGGCAAGCCCAAGUCCCAUCUGAGCUCCUUGGGCAGUGAGACCCCUGAAGAGGAGGCCACCGAAGAAAACUAAUGAGCUGCUGCACCCAAACAAACUCCCAGGGAUCUUUGGUAAGGGCCAGGACAGGGCCUGGUUAUGAGGUCAGGCAGGCAUUUGACCAAGAGGCUGGACAGGAACCAGGUGGUGCCCACAGCCCUCUCAGGUCCUCAGUGGUUCAUGCUGUCUCCUCCAGUCAUCUUCCAGACACUGUCUUGCCCCAGUGUACCCUGACGACUGGCCACUCCACUCUCUCAGGCCUCUGAGCCUCUAUACUCACUCUCCCUGCCACCUGGCUCUUCCAGAAGGAGGCCUUACCCAGAAUCCUCCAUCAGGACCACUUGCCCCUUCCCCUGGGCAGCCACAGCCCCUCACAGCCCUGGGUUCUACCCUGGGCACCUUCAGGAUCUGCACUUGUUAUGCAAAGGUCUCCCUACUAAGUCGACCCCAGGGAGUCAGGGACUGGCCUGACCUGCCACUUGCCCUCCUACAUGGGGAGUUGGCCCUUUGACAACCCCAAUGUGAGCACACUUGAAAGUGUGGAAUGGACGUGGUGCGGCUGGAGGGUGGGCUGGAGUCAGGAGGUGUGUCUGGAGGAAAGGCAAAGGCACGGCAGGCCCAGGGUUCUAUUUAGUUGUUUACAGGAGCAUCACGGGGCACACAGGGUAAAAACUGGCGGCCAGGCUGAGCCUGGGGUACUCUGGAGCAAGGGGAACCCAUGAAAUGGUCCAGAGCUGGAUUGUGGCAUAAGCGGAGCCCCAAUAAGACCAAAUGGUUUCGUUUUCAAUCAUUUAUUUACAUGUUCCCUGGGAAUAACCCCUGCUAGCUGGACAGAAUGGGGACCCAGAAAAGACUGUGCUUUCUGUCCCCUGAAGAUGAUGUGCAUGGCUCUGACAGGUGACAGGUUUACUGACGUAACAAGCUCUACAUCAGCUUCCAGGACCUUGGCUGGCUGGAAACUUCCUUUUAAAAAAAUUUUACUGUAGUAACAUACAUAUAAUGUAUAAUUUCCCAUUUUAUCCACAUUGAUGUAUACAAUUCAGUGCUAUUAAUUACCUUCACAAUGUUCCACUACCAUCACUCCAUCCAUUCCCAAAACUUUUUCAUCACCCCUUAAUCUACUCCUUAAACAUGAAUUCCUCAUCCCUUACCCUGCCACCACUGGUAACCUGUAAUGUACUUUCUCUCUUUAUGAAUUUGCAUACUCUAGGUAUUUCAUAUAAGUGAAAUCAUAAAACAUCUCUUACUUUGUGUCUGACAUUUCACUCA
Choloepus didactylus (southern two-toed sloth) is the source of this 2508-nucleotide messenger RNA. RefSeq lists its product as uncharacterized. Gene Ontology annotation, molecular function: cytokine activity. The transcript has 9 exons. NCBI's taxonomy places the organism in Eukaryota, Metazoa, Chordata, Mammalia, Pilosa, Megalonychidae. Bases 1 to 1275 code for a protein of 424 amino acids. Gene Ontology annotation, biological process: SMAD protein signal transduction. The record is from RefSeq and is a predicted model, not a curated record. Gene Ontology annotation, cellular component: extracellular region.